Messenger RNA from Emys orbicularis (European pond turtle), 615 nucleotides. RefSeq names its product lysozyme G-like. Gene Ontology annotation, molecular function: lysozyme activity. Gene Ontology annotation, biological process: peptidoglycan catabolic process; defense response to Gram-positive bacterium. The record is from RefSeq and is a predicted model, not a curated record. Bases 1 to 615 code for a protein of 204 amino acids. Lineage: Eukaryota; Metazoa; Chordata; Testudines; Emydidae. Gene Ontology annotation, cellular component: extracellular region. The transcript has 5 exons.
AUGCUACUAAUGCUGAUGAUUCUGGGCCUUGCUGCCCUCAUUGGUACUUCUGAGAGUCAGACUGGAUGCUAUGGUGUCAUAAACAAGGUUGAUACCACUGGGGCUUCCUGUAGAACUGCAAAAGCAGAACGCUUACCAUACUGUGGAGUUCGUGCUUCAACAACGAUUGCACAGAAAGACUUACGUACUAUGAACAAUUAUAAAACCAUCAUUAAGAGCGCUGGAAGAAAAAAAUGUGUGGAUCCAGCUGUGAUUGCUGGUAUCAUCUCUCGAGAGUCGCAUGCUGGAAAGGCCCUAAAGGGUGGCCUGGGUGAUCGUGGAAAUGGAUUUGGUUUGAUGCAGGUUGAUAAACGCUACCAUAAAUUGGUUGGACGAUGGAAUAGUGAGGCACAUGUCCUUCAGGGGACAGGCAUCCUUGUUGCUAUGAUUAAGGGAAUCCAGAAAAAGUUCCCCAGAUGGACAAAGGAACAACAGCUGAAAGGAGGGAUUUCUGCCUACAAUGCAGGACUAAGAAACGUCCAGUCCUAUGAUAAAAUGGAUAUUGGCACAACCGGCAAUGACUAUGCCAAUGAUGUCGUUGCACGAGCCAAGUAUUAUAAGAGAAACGGAUACUGA